GGUUCUGUGUGGCUUGUUUUGUUGGCUGAUGCAAUCCUUUCUAGUGGAAGGAAUUCUGGAGGAAUUUAUCUUAUUGAGUUUAUUCUAGGCUAGUCUGCUUGUCUGGACAGGUGACGAAGAAUUGGCCAAAUUCUUUCAAUUGCCUACGGGGUUGGAAGUUGAACUUGGAAUUUAGUGAUGCUUCGAAGUCUACUUUAGGCUUCGUCUCCAUAUUGACUCAUCUACGGAACACACUAUAAUGCCUUUCUUGGAUGUGACCAAAUACUGACUUCUUAAAGGAAUGUUGUGGGUAUUUGCAAAAGAGUAGAAUACCUUCAGUUAUUUGCAAUAUAAAGACUUUGUGCUAUAGCCCUUUUUACAAUUUUUAAUAUCAUAGUUUGUAUUUAUUUCUACUGCUGUGAGCUGACGCACAUGAUUCCAACACCAUUUUAUACCUCUUAUGACUGCCUCACUUCCCAAAUCCUUCUCGUUGUGCUUCACAAGUUCUGUUGACUCAUUUCUACUCAAAUUGCUGAUUGAAGAAAACAGUCUCUUGACGUUUACCUGAGUUUGUUAAGUUUGACGGCGCUUGGUGUAUCUGGAUGGGAUAAAACUUAUUGUCUGAAAUCUUUCCGCUGCCUAUUGGUAGGAAAUUUUAACUUGUUCUUAGAGAUGCUUCCAAAUAUGCUCUAGACUUUGUUUCUAUAUUAACUCUUUCAUAGACCAUGCCUGCUAGUUCUAUGCUUAAUGGGAGUAUAUUAUCGGCUGGAAUUAGUUGUUACUAAUACCGGUUCCCUAGAUGAACUCUUGAGUCUUGAGUCUUGAGUCUUGGCAAUUCUUUAACAAUGGCUGUUUGCAUUUUAUGAUGUGUUGCCUGCGUAUGUGACCAUUAUCACACCUUUUGUGCCUCUUUUGACGUAUGUGUGACCCCUUCAUGUCAUAAUUUAGUUUGUCAUGUGCCCGUAUGAGUGGAAUCUCUUAAACACUGAUCACUUUGCUUGGCAAGUUCUAUUAGCUGAUAUAAAUCCUUUCAGCUGAUGGGAAAUCUCUAUAGGUGUUUAUGGUAUUCACUUUUCAGUUGACUUAAGGUCAUUCUGAUUCUCUGUGGUGGUGAAGAAAUUACCUUAACUUCAUCUGCUGCCUGUGUGGUUGGAAAUUGAAACAUGUUACUUAUGGAUGCUUAAGUCUACUCGAGGCUUCAUCAUCACUAGUAACUUAUCUUUCAUAAUUAUGGAAAUUCUGUGGAAGACUAUUGAUUGUUGUUUUGCCUUGUGAACUGCUGACUCCCAUCGGAAAUUGUUAUGUAUAUAUGAAAUCUUUUCGGUUUUAUUUACUGAUGUUUUUUAGUCAUCAUACUUGCAUUCUACGGUAGCGAGCUAAUAUUUUCUUUUCAUGAGUAUCAUGCAAGCUUGAACAUAGUAUGUUUGUGAAUUUGGAAUUGCCUUUUUGGCUUAUUUUGCACUGUCAAACACAUUAUGAGCCCAUUGAAAAUGCAGGUAUAUUGAAUUUGAUGAUCCGAUAUAUGCCUUGAUGGCUGUUGAUCUCUCUGGUCAGCUACUUCUUGGACAACCUAUCAAGGUUAAACCUUUGAAUGCUCGGAGCCCUUCUGCAGGGGAAACAACCUUUCAAUAACUUCUAAUCAUGGAGCUGUUACGUUCUGCCUUCUGAUAAUUUCCCCAUCUGAGGAUUCAGCUCUCUAUUCAACCUAACUCCCCUAUUGAUGCCAACCAACAUCACUUUAUCAAACUCCUUAAUAAAUGCCAAUAUGAUUGCUUUAUGAGUGGCCAAAUUUCUUCUUUUGAUACCUGUGAGCAAUUUCAGAACCAGGAUUCCAACCUCUUCCGAAAAAUUCCUCCAGUUGCCUCUUAUAUCAUUCUUGGUUUCUUCUAAUUCCUUUCUUCUUUUUUCCCAUCUUAUUUACCUUUGUUUAUGAACUUUCAGCUGUUUUAGUUGUUCAUUUGAUGGUAUAAUCAGGUUUUGCACAUAUAUGCCUUUUGGCUUUUCCUAGUGGAUGUUAAGUUUUGUCUUGAUGAAUGUUGAAUAUGCGUAACAUUGAUUAUUUUUCAGUGGUUUGAAACAGAAGGUUUGACAUUACUGGGCUGAUAUCCUCUCUUUCAAGAGCUUAUCAUGCCCAUGAUCCAAUCAUUCCUGUGACAUCAAGAUACUUGCUAAGGCUGGGACAGCUUAAUCGAUUUCGGCAUUUGCAAUCAGUUCCUCCAUUCUCUACAUUUGUAUAUGCCAUAGUUGUCAAAAGCGCGCCCAGGCACGCGCCAGGCGAGGCAAGGCUCAGGGUAGGCGCCUGCCUUGUGUUAGCAGGGGAUCAAUUUCUCUGGGUCUUACUGAUCGAUCAGCAGCAACAGUGAACUCAAGUGAUUCGAUGGCUGUAAACCCUAAUCGCACCUGAUUGACUUGCUUUGAACCCAUCUCACACUGAUUCGAACACUGUACAACAAUAUUCGAGCCAUUUCGAGCCCUAAUCUGCAUCUUAGAGGUCUGGGCCAAGAGCAGAAUGAUUUGAUUCAUGGAUCCCUUUGAUCUUGCUCACUGGAUUUGUGCGGAGGGUUCAUCAAGUGACGGAAAGCCACCAUUUGAAAGGGUAAGAAACUAAAGAACCUAACAUGUCUUGUUAGAUGAGUCUAUGAUAUAGUUCUUUAUUUUCGCCAUCUGUUUACAUACAACUAGCUUAGCCUAUUUCAUAUCCAAUCACUUGUGAGUAAAAGAACUUUAAGUCUGAUUUCAUGGGUCCCAACUUCUUUUCAAAUCCGAGAUGAAGGGAGCAUCAAACGGCACCAUGAGACCUUGCUACACGUGAUUGCUUUCGCUUGAGGGGCUGCAAUUCCAAGAAAUCAUUAACAAAGUAUGGAAGUGGCUUUGUUGAGGGGAGGAACUGAGGCCGCCGCAGACAGUCCACAAGCAGAUUAGGUCGAAAACUCUAUGCCGGCUUGGCGGUUUCAUUUUUGCCUCGCCGCUGCCGAAUUCACUUCCGUUCCGAGGAAGAACCGAGAUGAUACAGCGUUGAGCGAUCUCUGCAGAUUGCUCCAGCUUGAUUAGAUGUUCACUUGAAUCUUCCUGUGUUGUCUACCCCAAAAGGAAAGCCCUGGCCCUUGAUCAAUGGAAGAUAGAUGGAUGAGGUUCGAAUGGCCAUAAAUCGGUAUGCGGCGCCACUGACUAUGGCAUGUUUUGAUUCUGCAUAGCUGACAUGGAGCAUAAUUGGAGAGAGGGAGCAGGAGCAUAUAACUUCAUUGAGCAUUGUUUGGCGUCCGUUUAUAGACAAAAACAAGGGCUCAAAUUCCUCGCACAUAGAGUGUUGGGUUAUUCUUCUGCUGAUUGGUAUGCUGUUGAAGGAUCUUUGAGGAAGCAAUGGGAAGAGAGAGUCUUCAGAAACUUUGGUAGAAGUACAAGGUUGACAGCCUUAUAUGGUCGUGUGCACAACUAUGAAAGGCCAUGCCCCAUAUACCAGGUCGUUGCGUUCUUGAACUCAGUUCUCCUUCUGAACCAACUCAACCAAGUUGUGGUGAUUGCCACUAGUUUCAACACCUGUGACUAUGUCUACAAUUUGGCAGCAGCGGGGGCCCUGCCGAAUCAGAGGGCAAAGAGUUUGUUGCAGAAGUUGGUGGAGUUUGUGAUUAAAGAUAAGCAAUUGGGCAAGGAAGACUCUGUGGAUGGGAUUGGGUCAUCACUUCUAUCUGGAUCUUUGUCAAUGGCCCCUUGUUAUAUACAGCGGGUGUUUCGUUCAGGGCCACAUCAUCCCCAGCCUCGAAUAUUGUGUUUGCAUGGAUACCCUGAUGCACUUGAACAAUAUGUAGCAAUCAUGAAUGCAAUAUUCUCAGCUCAGCCGUCGAUGGUGCCCAUAGAUUCUUGCUUACUGGGGGCACAACAUUCUGCUUUCCUGCAGCAGGUAGCAUGUAUUUUCAUUUUGGAAAUUCCUGUGGCCAAAUUUAUUCAAUCAUUGAGAAAGGCUUUUCUUGAUUUAUUUAAUGAUAGUGUUUGCACAUCUGUACGACAUGCUUCUUACAUAACUGGGGGUGUGUAUAUGAAGCCCCAACAACUGGAUGGCCUUUUUCAGUAUCUCUCUGUAGGUUUUAAAACUCAUCAGUGUCAUAUGAAAGUGCCUCAGUGUUGUCUUUUUACCAUCAGAUAUGAUAUUGGCACCUGACCUGCAUGCACUCAGUUCCUCAUAAUUGUGAUUCUGCAAAGUGCAUUUUACGGGCCAUGACAGUCUUUAUAAGCUGGAGUUGAGUGCUUUCUUUCCAUUGCCUGGCCUUUUCUAUAAUUUUUUUGACAAUCAAUAAAUUUGUAGAGAAGUCAUCAAGGGAAGGGCCCAGCACAACAAUAAAGUUGCUCCAUUGUGACUUGGAGGUCACGGGUUCGAGUCGCGAAAACAGCCUCUCUGCUUGCAGGGAUAAGGCUGCGUACAUCAACCCUUCCCUGGACACCUCAAUGGCGGGAGCCUCGUGCAUUGAGUUUGCCCUUUUAGAGGGCAUCAAGGGGAUGCCACCCUUUUACAAAAGAAGGCGAAGGACAAAAAAAGUCCUCUUCAUCAAAAAGCCUAAAAGCCUAUUACCGAAAAAGCUUUGUAGCCUACUGUAUUGCACUUUAUACUUAAAAAAUACAUAUCCUAUCAACAAAUUGGUCAAGGGUAGAAUUAUAGUCCCUAGCCUCCCUAUUUUGGAAACUAGAAAGAAAAAGACUCCUAAGCCUAAACAUAGGCCUC
This is a messenger RNA of Rhododendron vialii, 4693 nucleotides long. RefSeq names its product general transcription and DNA repair factor IIH subunit TFB4-like. Gene Ontology annotation, cellular component: transcription factor TFIIH holo complex; transcription factor TFIIH core complex. Gene Ontology annotation, biological process: regulation of DNA-templated transcription; nucleotide-excision repair. Bases 3179 to 4135 code for a protein of 318 amino acids. The record is from RefSeq and is a predicted model, not a curated record. The transcript is spliced from 11 exons. NCBI's taxonomy places the organism in Eukaryota, Viridiplantae, Streptophyta, Magnoliopsida, Ericales, Ericaceae.